Messenger RNA from Hippopotamus amphibius kiboko, 789 nucleotides. It is a transcript of the gene BBIP1, whose product is annotated as BBSome interacting protein 1. Gene Ontology annotation, biological process: receptor localization to non-motile cilium; cilium assembly. Lineage: Eukaryota; Metazoa; Chordata; Mammalia; Artiodactyla; Hippopotamidae. Gene Ontology annotation, cellular component: BBSome. The record is from RefSeq and is a predicted model, not a curated record. Bases 464 to 676 code for a protein of 70 amino acids. The transcript is spliced from 6 exons.
GUAGAGUGACAACUCUCAGUCGGAAGUUAACGUUGACGCUAAGGCAGCCAUUACAGAUAAUGGCAACUGGAGUUUCUUGGCCUCCUGUCUCCCGUGUGACGUAAUUUUCCCUUCGCCCAAUGUCAUAGUUGCUGUGGGCAACAGUCGAGCGGUCCGGGAAGAGAUGCAUCUUUCCUUCUGCAGGUUUGAGUCAACAGCUUUCAGUCAUCUUGGUAGUAUCGGGUUGGAUGCCUAAAGCUGCGGGGGGAAAAGAAUCAGGAGAACUUUCAGGUUCUUCUGAAUUAAUUUUAGACAUCCAGCUCAGAUACUACAACAGGAGGGAAAAAUUUACAACAUGCAACCUUCCAAUUACCACCACCACUUAUGAAUGAAAGUUGACAAGAUUUGGAUGCUUGUAUGAACUAUCUCAACCUUGUUUCAAUGGAAAGACUCACAGGAAGAAACUGUAUCCUACAAUUCAGAUAUGGCAGAAGUGAAGUCGAUGUUCCGGGAAGUUCUUCCAAAACAAGGGCAGUUGUCUGUAGAAGAUAUAACCACAAUGGUGCUGUGUAAACCCAAACUUUUACCCUUAAAAUCUCUGACUCUGGAAAAACUGGAGAAAAUGCAGCAAGCAGCACAGGAUACAAUUCGUCAACAGGAAAUGGCAGAAAAGGAACAGCAGCAAGUAACUCACUGAAUGAUAACUUGGCACUUCAGCAGAACACCCUACACUUUCCUUACUGUUGACAACAGCUAGAAAAUAAUCUGCAUCUGUACGCUGAAAACAGUAACUUAAUAAAAGAUUGUAUU